AUGAAGAUGAUUUCUGCUACGACCCGCUGUGUAUCGCAGCGGAGGCAGAGCACUGAUGUUCUCCGUGUCCUCGUGGAUCACUACUACAAGACUAGUUUAACGAAGAAACCGCUCCAUCGAAGGAAACACUCAUUGCUGAGCGCAGCAUGCAGCGGGCAGCAUCUUCAGACGACACAGCUUAUCCUAGAUAUGCAGCCUGCGCCAGAUUCCGUCGAUUUCAAUCAAUCGGACCGUGAUAAAGCGCUGCUGGCGGCUGCAAGGACUCUGACGUAUUUGUCUCCGGAAGGUCGCGGAUCUGAGACGCCCAUUGAUCUCGAUCAAUGGAGGAGCGGUUUAAUUGCCCGUGGCGAGAAAUUGAUAAGCUUGCUCCUCGAUAGCGGUGCGUCUGCUCAAGCGGUUGAACUCCCCACCAAUGACGUUGAAUGGGCGUCUAGGAUACUCUCUGGUGGUAAUGCAGUCAAAGAUGAUAGUGAUGAAAGCAAACCACUACAAUCAUUUGGUACAGUGCUUGGUCUAGCCUCCUCUAGAGCCAGCUCUGCGUUGGUGAAAAGACUCAUUGACCAAGGGCCCAAUAUACACGCUAAGGAGCAGUUCCAGCAGAACCAUUCAUCCCACUCUUGGUAUGAUAUGAGAAUGCCAUGGAGUGUUACUUCACUUCAUAUUAGCAGCAUGUAUUGGAAUACGAAGGCACUUCGAACGCUUCUUGACCACUGGGGAAGUGAUAUUACAGAAUCCCUAUCCUGUCGCGAUAGUAAUGGACGUCUGCCUCUUCACUGGGCAGCCGUGGGCCCAGGUUCGGAUGAAUGCUGGCUUUCUGACGUUCAUGUCAAAGAUCGAAUCAUCGAUACCCUGAAGCUACUCCUAGCUGGUAGUGAUAUCAAUGCGCGGGACAAUCAGGGCGAAAACGCGUUGCACCAUGCAAUAAGAGGGCACGCAUGCUGCUCUGGGAGCGACCACUUUGAUACAGUGGUGAAGUUCCUGCUGGAGAACGGAGCGGAAGCAGAUGUAGUGGACAACAAUGGCCAAACUGUGCUACACAAGCUUGCAGCCAAUUGCAAAGCUGGCGAUCCCAUUGACGUCCAUCUGAUGGAUAUUCUUCUAUCACACGGUGUCGACAUCAACCAACAGGACAAGGAUGGGCGUACUGUAUUGCAUCUUAUGGCCAGGAAUCUACGACAAGUCCAGGCGACCAAAUUUCUGAUAAGCAGAGGCGUGGAUGUCAAUCAUACAGACUCCAGAGGAAAUACAGCCUUGCACCAUUGUCUGUACGUGGGACAUAUUUUAGACAGGCAUGGAUGUGUGAUACCCACAUCCGCUGAUGAGAGAGAAGCGCUGGAUGAGAUGCGUGUUGUCUUGCUGGGGGCAGGGGGUGAUAUUGUGAUGGAUCAGCCCAAUGUACGAGGCGAAACGCCACGGCAGCUGCAGUUUAAGAGACUGGAAAACUGGCGGCGGGCUAAUUUCCCAGAGCUGUUCCCAAAGCCGGCGGGAAGGGGAGGAGGACCUAGGAAUAUUAUCGAGAACUAG
Penicillium psychrosexuale is the source of this 1524-nucleotide messenger RNA. Its product is annotated as ankyrin repeat domain-containing protein. Lineage: Eukaryota; Fungi; Ascomycota; Eurotiomycetes; Eurotiales; Aspergillaceae. Bases 1 to 1524 code for a protein of 507 amino acids. Gene Ontology annotation, cellular component: cytoplasm; nucleus. Gene Ontology annotation, molecular function: protein binding. The record is from RefSeq and is a predicted model, not a curated record. The transcript has a single exon.